UGGUUCAUUCUGUGUUUUUGAGCUUUUUUUUUUUUUUUUUUUUUUGAUUUUUGAAUUUUUUGUUUUUGACUAAAGAAAAAAGAAAAGCUGACAGCGAGUAAAGGUUUUGAGGAUAUUUUGUAUUUUCUCUGAUUCUUUUGUUUGUUGAAUGGGAAUAACUUUCCGGGAAAAUUCCGGUCAUGGGAAAAUCGUUCAAGGAUUCACUCAAAGCUCUCGAAGCCGAUAUUCAGCAUGCCAAUACACUGGCUUUAGAUUAUCCAAGGGAGAAAGAUGGAGCACGCCUUCAGAUGAGACUAUGUUUUAGUUCGGUGGCACAAUUUUUCCUUUUUCUUGUCCAGUGGACUGAUUGUCAUCUUGCUGGAGCGCUUGGGUUGCUUAGAAUUCAUAUUUAUUUGACCUUUGCAGAUGGAAAAAGCACCAUGUCUAUUUAUGAAAGGAAAGCAAGCAUUAGAGAAUUUUAUGGGGUUAUAUUUCCUUCUCUGUUGCAACUUCAAAACGGCAUCACAGAUUUGGAGGACCGGAAACAGAAGGAGUUAUGUUCUAUCAGAUAUAAAAGAAACGAUGAGCUGGAAAGGGGUAAACUCACUGAAAUUGACAAAGAAAGAGAGGAAGAAUGUGGAAUUUGCAUGGAGGUGAACAGCAAAUUUGUAUUGCCAAACUGCGGCCACUCACUGUGUUUGAAGUGUUACCGUGAUUGGCAUGGGCGAUCUCAGUCAUGUCCAUUUUGUCGGGAUAGCCUCAAAAGAGUCAACUCAGGAGAUCUUUGGAUCUUUACAGAGAAGUGUGAUGUUGUUGAUUUGUCAACAAUCUUAAGAGAGAAUCGCAAAAGGUUAUUCCUAUAUAUUGAUAGGUUACCUCUUGUUGUUCCAGAUCCCAUAUAUGUUCCCUAUGAUUGUCAUGUACGGUGAGGCUUGUGUGCAGCUGGCUCCUUUUUACUGUGUACAUAAAAAGCCAGCCUGGUUGUAUAUAUAUAUUUCUAUAACAUUUAAACAGUAAUGCUUUCUGGCCAAGGUUUUGUUUGGCUUGCAUCAAUGAAAAUUCUACGGCAGAAAAGAGUGAGCUGUGGAGCAGAGAAUAUGUGAAUUGUGGUA
Messenger RNA from Ziziphus jujuba (common jujube), 1091 nucleotides. RefSeq names its product E3 ubiquitin-protein ligase AIRP2. The coding region runs from base 180 to 908 and encodes 242 amino acids. Gene Ontology annotation, molecular function: ubiquitin protein ligase activity. The record is from RefSeq and is a predicted model, not a curated record. The transcript has 5 exons. NCBI's taxonomy places the organism in Eukaryota, Viridiplantae, Streptophyta, Magnoliopsida, Rosales, Rhamnaceae. Gene Ontology annotation, biological process: protein ubiquitination.